This is a messenger RNA of Nelumbo nucifera (sacred lotus), 1699 nucleotides long. Its product is annotated as myb family transcription factor PHL11-like. The record is from RefSeq and is a predicted model, not a curated record. Gene Ontology annotation, molecular function: DNA binding; DNA-binding transcription factor activity. NCBI's taxonomy places the organism in Eukaryota, Viridiplantae, Streptophyta, Magnoliopsida, Proteales, Nelumbonaceae.
UCUCCUUUUUUUUUUUUUUUUGGAAUUUUUUUCUCUAUCUGACCAUCUCCAUUCAAACUUAAAAACCCUUUAAAGAAAGCUUCAUUAAGCCUUGAUCCGAGUCUCUGUUACUCAGUCUGGCCUCUGAUAUCUGCUUCUUUUCUAGCUAAUUAUAACUCUUUCUUUGUUUCAUUCUUCCAUUUUGUCGCGCGGUAAGAUCGUUAUCCAGUAAUCAAAAACCAACUUCAAUUCAGAUAACAUUCCAAGUCAUUAUCAAAUCUUUCUUUUUGGGGAUCAAAAUCUCCCAGACAGUUCAACAACCAAAAGUAUCUGUUUUGAUUCCAAGAGGUGGUAGCUUUUGUUACAGACAAGAAUGCUUCCGCUUUACAAGCUUCCUAGCUCCGACAAAUCAACAGCUUCUUCUGUACACAAAUCACUCUGAUCUCCUUUAUAUCUCGAUCCCUCCAUACACUUUAAUCUUUUGAUGCAUUAUCCAUUGAAGGAGAGAGAACUGUAGAUAAAGAGUGAGAAUUCGAAUCGGAGACUUUUCACGGUACUAUCGAAUGAAGGAAAUGGGGAGUUGCAGGCAUGCAGCAAGGAAAGCAAAAGGUUUGUGAAGUAUGAAGGAGAAGUCGAAUAAAGGUUUUUAAACAACAAGGAUUUAGAGAAAAAAGCCCAAGGCGUCAUAGUUGCUGUCUGUGCAAGUCAAUUUGUGGGUUUGGAGUGGCGGUGGCGGAAGUGGUGGUGAUGAAAUGGAGAGGAGGUGUGGAAGCUAUUCGUACGAGACGGGGGUGGCGGUGGGGGUGGUGCUGUCGAGGGAUCCUAAGUCCCGCCUGAGAUGGACGCCUGAUCUUCACGACCGGUUUGUUGAUGCGGUGACCAAGCUCGGUGGACCGGAUAAAGCAACUCCUAAGUCAGUACUGAGAGUGAUGGGCCUGAAGGGAUUGACGUUGUACCAUCUGAAGAGCCAUUUACAGAAGUAUAGACUUGGAAAGCAAGCGAAGAAGGAAGCUAACUUAGAAUCAAGAAGCAAAAGUAGUGUUAGUGACGGAAAGGCAGAUGGGCAUAACCACAUGGAUUCUUCUGUUAUAAGCAGCAGUGCCCCCACACAGAACAAUCAAGAAGAGAGAAAAAUAGCAGAGACAUUGAGGUAUCAGAUUGAGGUCCAGAGAAGACUGCAAGAGCAAAUUGAGGUACAGAAGAAACUACAGAAGAGAAUUGAAGCACAAGGGAAGUAUCUACAAGCCAUAUUAGAGAAAGCCCAGAAGAGCCUGUCCACUGAUAGGAAGUGUCCUAGGAGAUUAGAAGCCACGGGAUCCCAACUCACUGAUUUAUCUCCUUCAGGUUUCAUGACCAAAUUGAGGGAAGACGAGAGGAAGGGUGAAAUGAUGAGGAAGAAUUUAUUGAAUGAUAACCAUGAUAGUAACAUUCAGCGUUCAAGUUUCCAGCUUUACCAAGAGGUAGGGGAAGCAAAAAAUAAAGAAAAUAUGAUUGAGGGCGAUGAGGGUUCCUCACUUUUUGAUCUGAAUGUUAAAGGGGGCUAUGAGUUCUUUGGGCCAAAGGGAAGUGGAUCAUAGCCCAGCCUGAGUACACGGAGAACAUAGGAACCAUUUUUUUUUCUUUUAUAAAGGGGAUAAACUCUUAUAUUGAGAUGAUCUACUUUUUCCUUAACUCUCUCACUUGUAUGCCAACCCAAAAAAAAAAAAACUUACUUGUAGGA